This is a messenger RNA of Lactuca sativa (garden lettuce), 507 nucleotides long. RefSeq lists its product as uncharacterized. Lineage: Eukaryota; Viridiplantae; Streptophyta; Magnoliopsida; Asterales; Asteraceae. The record is from RefSeq and is a predicted model, not a curated record. Gene Ontology annotation, molecular function: DNA helicase activity. Gene Ontology annotation, biological process: DNA repair; telomere maintenance.
AUGUCUGGGGGGAGGACAGCUCACUCGCGAUUAAAAAUUCCUCUAAAUCCUGAGAAUAACUCAUUCUGCAACAUCCAAAAACAAAGCGGUACUGCUGAACUACUUCGGCUUGCAAAAAUAAUCAUAUGGGAUGAAGCAUUGAUGAUAAAGCGACAGGUGGUGGAGGCGGUUGAUCGGACAAUGCAAGAUAUCACUGGAGUGGCGCUCCCUUUUGGUGGAAAGAUAAUGGUUAUGGGAGGCGAUUUCAGACAAGUUUUGCCAGUUGUAAGACGCGGAACACGUGCACAAAUUGUAGACUCCAGCCUACGAAUGUCACCUCUUUGGCCUUCGAUUAUAAAGUUGCGGUUAACAAUAAAUAUGAGAGCACUAACUGAUCCGUGGUUCUCGAACUUUCUAUUACGGGUCGGUGAUGGAGUUGAAGAAACAGUGGACAGAAGCUUUAUCCGCAUCCCUGAUGAUAUGGUCAUUCCAUAUACUGAUAAAAAAAUCAUUGGAUGCUUUGAUUGA